Messenger RNA from Chelonus insularis, 1367 nucleotides. Its product is annotated as ubiquitin-conjugating enzyme E2Q-like protein CG4502. Lineage: Eukaryota; Metazoa; Arthropoda; Insecta; Hymenoptera; Braconidae. The record is from RefSeq and is a predicted model, not a curated record. Bases 15 to 788 code for a protein of 257 amino acids. The transcript is spliced from 2 exons.
UGAAAACAAAAAUAAUGACAACACGAUCAAAAGAAAAAGUCGUUGCGGCGUUGAAGAAGCUUUUUCGAACUUCAGAGAAGAUUAGCAAUCAAGAAGAUGCUAGUAGUUCUACAAAUUCACCUUCAAGAAGAAUUCUCAGUCGACAUCGUUCUGAUGCAGUAACCCCAUCUGAAAAUGCUAUUGAUAAUCCUGGAUCAAGUCAUACCAAAUUAUGUUCUUGCAAGAAAAAAAAACAUGGAAAUUGCUCUCGAAUUCCAGUUAGUAUUUCUGAACGUGGAGUUCGUCUUCGUCGACUGAUGAAGGAAUUUAGUGAAAUUCAAAAAUCUCAACAUCGACGAGAUGCAACAUUUACUGCUGAACUUGUCAAUGAUAAUCUUUUUGAGUGGUAUAUUAGACUGCAUAAAAUAGAUCCUGAAAGUGAACUUGCAGCUGAUAUGAUAGAGCUUAAUAUACCUCAUAUUUUAUUGCACAUUAUCUUUCCUGAAACAUUCCCAUUUGCACCUCCUUUCAUGAGAGUGAUUUCUCCAAGAAUAGAAAAGGGUUUCGUAAUGGAAGGUGGAGCAAUAUGUAUGGAAUUACUUACUCCUGGAGGAUGGGCCAGUGCUUAUACCAUUGAGGCAGUUAUUACUCAAUUUGCUGCGAGUGUUGUGAAAGGACAGGGUCGAAUUGCAAAAAAAUUAAAGACACACAAAGAAUUUAAUCGUCGUUCAGCAGAAGAAUCUUUUCGAAAUCUUGUUAAAGCUCAUGAAAAAUAUGGUUGGGUAACUCCACCUUUAGCUGAAGGUUGAAAAAAUAAUAAAUCUUUUACUUGUGCCAGACCUAAAAUUGAUCCAAACUUAUAUAUUUAUCGAUUAUUUUGGUUAUUAAAUGAAAAAGUGAUAUCAAUGCAUCUAAAUACGAAUAAUCAAGAAAUUGAAAAUCUGAACAUUAAUAUCUUGAUUAUUGUAUUUUUGUUAAAAAAUAUAUUUCUUUAUAAUCAUAAUAUUAUGAAUUAUACAGUAUUUAUAAGAAAAAAAUCUAUAAGUCAUAAUCGUAAAAUACAGAUUUUAAUAUCUUUAAAAUUAAAAAGGGAAAUAUUUUAAAAAUAUCAUGAACUUGUAAACAGUUCGUGAUGCUUUCAAUCCCUUUUCUAUGUUAUUAGUCGUUAUUACAUUAUCGGGAUUUUACACCAGGUAAGCAUUGUUAAAUGAAAUUUAAAUUACUGAGUAAAAUGAAUAAAUAAACUUAUAUAAAUAAAAACUCUUAAAAGCUCAACUUCAAUACAAAAAUUUUCUUAUAACUCUUCUACAACAUCCACUAUCUUUCAAUAAUAAAUAAUAAAUAUUUACUAGUCCAUGUGUUAAAUAUUGUUUGUUAAUAUAUUGUAA